Rhincodon typus (whale shark) is the source of this 2156-nucleotide messenger RNA. RefSeq names its product tudor domain containing 3 (gene tdrd3). The record is from RefSeq and is a predicted model, not a curated record. Bases 234 to 2156 code for a protein of 640 amino acids. NCBI's taxonomy places the organism in Eukaryota, Metazoa, Chordata, Chondrichthyes, Orectolobiformes, Rhincodontidae. The transcript is spliced from 13 exons. Gene Ontology annotation, molecular function: protein binding. Gene Ontology annotation, cellular component: nucleus.
UUUCUCCAGAAGGAAUUGAAGCAUGUACUACUUCUUCCAUUAAAGUUGAUAUAAAGGAUAUCAUCCGUGUUGCUUUGAAUAGUGAUUUAAGAGCCAUUGGCAAGAAAUUUCUUCCAAACGAAAUCAACAGUGGCCGAGUGGAACAGCUUGAAGGUCCAUGUGUCUUACAACUACAAAAGAUCAGGAAUAUAUCUGCUCCAAAAGAUCAUGAGGAAUCUCAAGCUGCACCGAGGAUGUUGCGUGUGCAAUUGACAGAUGGGAAUGUGAAUUGCAUAGGAAUAGAGUUUAGUCAUCUGUCUAAAAUCAGCCUCAACACCCCACCUGGCACAAAAGUAAGAUUAUUUGGAACUGUUAAAAUAAGGAAUGGAUUUCUGUUGUUGAGUGAUGCCAAUAUUUUUGUCCUUGGUGGUGAAGUGGAUCAACUAAUUGAGAAGUGGGAGUUGCAAAGGAGUUUGGCAAAAUAUAAUAGAAGUAAUAUUGGAACUGAAGGUGGACCACCUCCUUUUGUCCCUUUUGGGCAGAAAUGCUUAUCACGUGAUCAAGUUGAUAGCAGAGAUCUUGACAAGAGGAAAACAUUACAGGUUGCCAACACAAAUAAAACUGUUGGAGAUGAUGAAUUUGAAAAGCAAAGGAUUGCUGCUAUUGCAGAAAUUAGCAAGAAUAAGGAGGCAAAGAUAUUUGGUGGAGGAAGCAAUGUCCGGAGCAAUUUGAAUUCGAGUGGUACAGGCAUCAAGAACAGGGAUCCUUUCCAGAAAAAUAGAGAGGAAAAGUAUACAAAGGCAGACGGGAAAUAUGAAGGAGUAUAUCGAGAAUUGGUUGAUGAGCGAGCUUUACAGAACAUAACUGAAAUGGGCUUCAGCAAAGAAGAAGCAAGACAGGCCCUAAUGGAUCAUAGCAAUAAUUUAGAAAAUGCUUUAAACUUUCUUAUCAACAGCAACAAAGCACCACCAGCAAUGCAUAAUCCACCUGUAAGAGGAAAAGGAAGAGGUAGAGGCAGAUCAAGACUUGAAGAUGAUGACAAUUUAACAAAUGCAAGGCCAUCUGCACCAAGCACAUUGUUUGACUUCUUAGAAUCAAAAAUGAGUUCCUUAAGUGUUGAAGAGUCAAAAACGCAGCUUCCACAUCACUCGAGCACUGACAAAAGUAUUGCUGUGAAGGGCUUUCAGCAGAAGAAUGCCCCUUGGAAUAAUGAUCGGCCACAAAAACACGACAGACCACCUCGCUUUCAAAGGGAGAAUGUAAUUGCCAGACAAGCUUUGGAGAACCAUGGUCCACAGCGGGGCAGAGGUCCUGAAAGACACAAUUCAACCGGAUCUAACCAAUGGGUAGAUGAUGGAAGAAGAGGUGGCAAGCAUUACCCUGGUAGUGAAAGGCUAAGAGACUAUGAGCAACAAAUUUUUCACUUGGUUAAUGAGUCGGCUAGAAAGACUAAAGGAGAAAGCCAAAUAAAUAAACUAGGAGAUGGUCUAGGUUCGCUGGAAUUUAAAGGUAGCCAGAGUAAAAAAGAACAAUUGGAUAACAGUGGUCAGCAGCGAGGAAAAUUUGAAAACCAGAGGCAUAAUUAUAGUACUUUCAAUGACCGGAAAGGUAUCGAACUAUCUCAAGUAAUUGGUAGUGGGAUCUCUGGAAAUGUGAAAACCUCAAGAGACUUGAAUUUGCACGUUGACACCACCUCUACACGAAUUGUUGAUGCAUGUAACAUAUCUAAUGGACAAUUAGAAGAUUCCUUUCUGAGGAAAAGAACAGGACCUAUAAAAUUAACAGAGCCUAGCCAGUCAAAGUUUACUGAAUAUUCUCAGAGCAAUAAUGGGAUUUAUGAUUCCGGAUCAAAGAAAAGAACCGGACCAAUUAAACCAGAAAGAACGUGGGAAAAACCGUAUGAGACUGAUUACCCUUCUUCAGCAGUGUCAAAUAAAUCACAGUUUAGUGAUUGGAGACCAGGGGAUCAGUGCUUAGCUCUUUAUUGGGAAGAUAACAAGUUUUAUCGGGCGGUCAUUCAGGCCCUUCAUCCUUCAGGAGCAACAGCAGUUGUUGUGUUCAGAGACUAUGGGAACUAUGAAGAAGUUCUUCUAAGUAACAUUAAACCACUUCGGGAGGAAUUUUGGGAAGAGGAGGUAGCAAAGCAUUGGGAUAGUGAAGCAAAUGGGAUUUGGUGA